AUGCAGGCUGCUUCUACAAACAUUUGUGAAAGACUGUGCAAUAAGUCCAUCCGUGACAUUUCCUGGCUACUAAAUAUUCCACGGUCAACUGUUAGUGGGAUUAUAACAAAGUGGAAGCAACUGGGAACAACAGCAACUAAGCCACCAAGUGGUAGGCCACGUAAAAUGACAGAGCGGGGUCAGUGCAUGCUGAAGCGCACAGUGCGCAGAAGUCACCAACUGUCUGCAGAGUCAAUAGCUAAAGACCUCCAAACUUCAUGUGGCCUUCAGAUUAGCACAACAGUGCGUAGAGAGCUUCAUGGAAUGGGUUUCCAUGGCCGAGAAGCUGCAUCCAAGCCUUACAUUACCAAGUGCAAUGCAAAGUGUGGGAUGCUGUGGCGUAAAGCAUGCCGCCACUGGACUCUA
Staurois parvus is the source of this 405-nucleotide messenger RNA. NCBI's taxonomy places the organism in Eukaryota, Metazoa, Chordata, Amphibia, Anura, Ranidae. The record is from the annotation of a GenBank genome assembly.